This is a messenger RNA of Plectropomus leopardus (leopard coralgrouper), 5394 nucleotides long. RefSeq names its product Rho GTPase activating protein 29a (gene arhgap29a). Gene Ontology annotation, molecular function: GTPase activator activity. The record is from RefSeq and is a predicted model, not a curated record. NCBI's taxonomy places the organism in Eukaryota, Metazoa, Chordata, Actinopteri, Perciformes, Serranidae. Gene Ontology annotation, biological process: signal transduction; activation of GTPase activity. Gene Ontology annotation, cellular component: cytoplasm.
ACACACUCACACACUCACACAGCAAGCUGAAGUUACAGUCUGCAUCACAGAGAGAGGAGGCGAUUCACCGCAGAGGAGCAAAGCAGGACAGAGAGGAGUUUUGGGACACGGCUGUGAAGGAUAGUCGGAGGACAACGCAGUGGCUGUGGAUUAUUUUGUCUUUCUCAAGACUGGCCAGCAGUCACUUUUUCCCUUCAGGAUUUUUUUCGGUUGAAAUGUUUCAGAAACUGACGGCAGAAUCCUUCAAUCCUGGUUUGGUGCAGUGCUGGAUCUGAGAACUGAGCUUAACUGCAGGUUUACAGUCACCAGGCCCAAGGGCCACCGGACUCAGAAAACAUGCUGGCUGCCAUGCUGCGCCAGAGUUCUGGCGGAGGAUCAGGAGGUGGCAGCGGCGGCAGCAGUGGUGGUGGAACCAAACUUUCUCUGGGCAUGUCCCGACUCUCCAGCUCCAGCUUGGGCUCGCCAAGCCCUACCAGCGGGGGCCCCUGGGCGCCGAGCAGGAUCUCUAAGGGAAGUUCGGUGAACUCAGACAGCCCAGAUGUACCCACCUCAGACCCAAUCUAUAUAAUGCAGCUGGUCAGCGAUGUGCGCAAGUUUGCUGAUGUGCUUCUGCAACUCAAAGAAGUUUUCAACUCCAAAGAACACCAGGACUGCCUCCAUCACGCAGUGCACGAGCGCCUAGGGGAGCUGCUUCGAGUCCUGAAGGCCAUUAUCAGCAAACACCAGAGCCUCAACUCGGUGGACAUCCUCAGUACUGCUGGAACCGUCAUCGCCACGGUCAAAGGGGUGAACUUUAAGGAGGUGAACGAAGAGAACAAACAGAAGCUGUUCGGAGAGAUCUACACUGCUAUUGACACAUUGGCGUUCACCUUUGGCAAUGUAGUGUCUGACUUCCUUAUGGGAGAUGUAGAGAAUGGAUCAGUGUUGGGGCUCCCCCUGACUAAGAGAAGCAGGUCUUUUGAGAACCUCUCUGUGGAAUCUGGAGGAUCCGGUCCCGAGAAAGAUGAUCCGCCAGGGCCGUCUCCGCCAGUUCGGGCAGAGGAGGUGGACAGGACACUGCAGCGUCAGGACAGCGGGGUUGAGUCAGCGCUGCUCUAUGCCAAGGCCUGGUCCAAGUACACCAAAGAGCUGCUGGCGUGGGUGGAGAAGCGUCUCAGUAUGGAUAUUGAGUGUGCAAAAAGUUACGCCAAAAUGGCCGAAUCUGCCAAGACGCUUGCAAGUCAACAGGAAUUUAUGCCUUUCCGUGAGAUCUACAUGACUGCAUUCAAAAAUGACACUGAAUACAGCCAGCUGGUACUUCACACCACAGCAGUACUCCAAAGCAACAAAUUUAUGCAGCCUCUCCUGUCCAGAAAGAAUGAGCUGGACAAACUCCGAAAAGAGGUCAAGGAGCAGUGGCAGAGAGAGCAAAAGAAAAUGAACGAGGCAGACAGUGCUCUUAGGAAGGCCCGGCUGCUGCAGGCUCAGCGGCAGGAGGAGUAUGAGAAGGCCAAGGUGUCCACCAGCCGGCUGGAGGAGGAGCAGAUCGGAGGAGGUGGAGGAGCAGCGGCUGUGAAACAGCUAGAGAAGAGGCGGAGGCUGGAGGAGGAGGCUCUGCAGAAGGCUGAGGAGGCCAGGGAGCACUGCAAAGCAUGUCAGGUUGAUGUUGCGGACAAGAGGGUCGAUCUUGCCAACACCAAGAGUGAGAUCAUCACUCAGCUCCGAGAGAUGGUCUCUCAGUGUGACCUCACCCUCAAGGCUGUGACGGUCAAUUGGUUCCAGCUCCAGCAGGCCCAGGUUGUGUCUCUCCCAGUCAACCACCAGAGUCUGUGUGAAAAUGCCAAACUGUACGAGCCGGGCCAGCGCUAUAUCGACUUUGUCAGGAGUCUACCCACUGAUGUGCCUCGUCUGGAGUCCCAUUCGUUUGAUUCGGCUGUCACACAAAACACAGGGUUGCCUUUCAACAAGCGCUUGCUGACAGGCAGCCACUCGUCCCACAGUAACCUGUCACAUGCAUCUGUGACCUCUGAACUCCUUGGUGCAGAUGAAGUGGAAAGUCCCAUCUCUGCCCAGCAUGCCAGGAUUGCAGAAAGGCGCUCCAACAGCAGCACUGACAUCCAAGCACUACGGAUUCAGGCUUCAUUUCGUCCCUGGGCCUCGGCCAGCCAGGGUGGAGGGAUGUGCAGUGAUUCAGAGAGUGCUGGAGGGAGCAGUGAGUCCCGCUCCAUGGAUUCCCCCACGGCAAGCCCAGGAGACUUUAAGAGGAGAUUACCCAGAACCCCCUCCACUGGCACCAUGUCGUCUGCUGAUGAUCUGGAUGAGAGAGAGCCUCCUUCACCCUCUGAUAACGGCCUAUCUGAGAUGGUAAUCGAAACAGCCAGCUCUCCAGGUCCCUUUCGAAACACCCAGAUGUCCAAGGCUGCUCAAACCCACAAGUUGAGGAAGCUCCGAGCGCCAUCCAAGUGUCGUGAGUGCGACAGCCUGGUGGUGUUUCACGGAGCAGAGUGCGAGGAGUGUUCAUUAGCCUGCCAUAAGAAGUGUCUGGAAACCCUGGCCAUCCAGUGUGGCCAUAAGAAGCUCCAGGGGAGGCUCCACCUCUUUGGCAUCGACUUCACACAGGCGGCUAAAAACAGCCAGGAUGGCAUCCCCUUCAUCAUACGGAAGUGUACAUCAGAAAUUGAGAACAGGGCCCUCAACAUCAAGGGAAUCUACCGCGUGAACGGUGCCAAGUCUCGGGUCGAAAAGUUGUGCCAGGCUUUUGAGAAUGGCAAGGAUUUGGUGGAGCUCUCUGACCUUUAUCCCCACGACAUAAGCAACGUACUCAAACUCUACUUGAGACAGCUUCCUGAGCCACUCAUCCUGUUCCGCUAUUAUAACGACUUCAUCGGUCUGGCCAAGGAGAGCCAGAGGAUCAUUGUGGAGGAACUGGAGGCCCUGCGGCUCAGUCCAACCCCAGUAACCCCAGCACAGGUCAGCGUGGAUCUCAACCGGGUCCUCUUCAAAAUCAAGGACCUGCUGAGGCAGCUGCCGCCAGCUCAUUACAAGACGCUGCAGUUUCUUAUAGAGCAUCUGCACCGGGUGACAGAGCAGUCAGAGGAGAACAAGAUGACAGCGAGCAACCUUGGUAUCAUCUUCGGACCAACACUGAUCAAACCGAGGCAGGCGGACGCAGAUGUUUCCCUCUCCUCUCUGGUGGAUUAUCCGUAUCAGGCACUCAUUGUUGAGCUCCUGAUCAGACAUUACCAGAUGAUCUUUGACACCCCACUCAGUCCCCUGAGUGGCACCUCACCUACAGACGUUGAUGCCACCCGCCUCACCCACCAGGAGAAGGAGCAGCAGCUGAGCAGGCACUCCAGGUCGCUGGGAGACAUUAAGGAGCAGAGCUCUAAGGUGUAUAAGAGGCAUUCCUCCAUAAUUCCUUCCUCCCACUUAUUGGCUGAGGUUCAGGAGACACUGCCAAGCCUUGACGGAAGCGACUUUGAACCUGUUGAUGAAGUGGACUCAGAGGCCUUCAAUGGGAUUUUGUCAUCAGGCGUCCCAGAGCUCCCAAAAUCUGGUGAGAGCAGCCUCUGUCGUUCCCAGCAUAUCACUGUCGCCAGGGUCCAGCUCCGACACCCUCGCAACAAACUCUCCUCCCGGCCGGCGAGCAUGCCAGCUGAACGGUUACUCAACCGAGGCCAAGUGGAUGAGAACAAUAGUCGGAACAGCACCGACCAAGACGACAGGAGAGGAGGCAGUUGCGACCAGUCCAUUGAAGAGGUGGACGAAACUGAGAGUGCAAAAUUGCGAGUGGGCACGCAUUACCGGAGUACAUUUAUUGACACCCAGACAUUACGCAGAACUUGGGACAAACAGUACAAGCACGAUGUUACUUCCAGAACUGUCAGAAUUGUGACCAGUUCGUCCACAGAGAGUACGGCAGCGGACGCCAGCAACUUUUCAACUUCUGUGCCCGUAUCCUCAUCAUCUUUCUCGCUCGGAACUACUGCGAGUAACAUUGGCACCUUCCCUAACAGACCUUACACUGUCGCAGUGCGACCUAGCAGGACUUUAAGAAGGGAGGACAAUGUAAGCAAAUACAACCUUGUAACAACAGCUUUCAGGGCUCCCAGAACUCUGCAGCCUCCACCUGGGACCUUCUACAAGCCCCCGUCAGGGAGCAAAGCUAAAGAGAUGCAGAACAGCGCAUUAGCUAACAGUGCAGAGGAAGAAGAUGAUGAGGAGGAUGAGGAUGAUGAAGAGGAGGAGUUGGGGAUUGAGAUAGAGGUGUCUGUAGAUGAGCCUCUUGAGGAAGACAAUGAGGCCGAGCAGGCUCAGUCUCCAAGCUCUAGCCCAGAGGAACUGGGCCCAAACCAGGCCAAACCAGUGUACCAGAGACUACGGCCCAGACGCCUCCAAGAGGUCGAACAUCGAGAGGCUCACUUUGUGUGAUCAUGCGAGUCAUGGGCUAUCAGAGAUCUUAAAAAAACAGUGCUCGACUGUGAACAGUGUGUGCCAUCAGACAAAGAAUAAAAAACAUCUGCAUUGACUCUGCAAAGACAAUUCCCAGAUGGACAAUUAAAUGUACCUUUUGUCCUCAAAAGACAAACAAGAUGCACUUAAAAAAAGCUGUAUAUAUUUUUAACAUGAUUCACCAUUUACCAAUCACUUGCUCAAUACACUCUGGCACCUGGUCAGAAUAUUUAUAAUUCUUUUUUUUUUUUUUUUUUUUAAACUGUGCAAUUACAUUUUAUUUGAAUAUUUUGUACCAAGUUCUUACAGGCUCACCAUGUAUGUUUAUAUACCAAAAAAAAGAAAAAUUGUUGAAUUGUUACAAUAGUGCAUGUAGCCACAACACUGAAAAAAAGUUUGGUGCACUUAUCAGUACUCUCACACAAAUCUUUUCUGUUUCUACCUACUGUGAGUCAGAAUGUUUUAAACUGUUACAUUUAGAUUAUAAUUAAUCAUUUUGCUAAUAACUUGUGUAUAAAGCAAUAUAUUGACCUUCGUUACAUGCUGUACUGGGUCUCUGCAUUGGCGUUUGUUGAUGUUAUGAAGCAGCAGUUGCAAAGGGUAUAAAUCCACUUGUUUUUUUUACUGUUGAACUUGUAUGGUGUCAACUUACACUGAUCUGAAAAGCUUUUAGAAAUGCCUCUGGAUUGUAUAAUGGCAUUCUAUUUCUUAUUUUGAUAUAACAUUUCUUAAUAGCCAAAGCUGUAUUCUUUUUACAACUGACUUAGUUUGAUAAAUAACCUAAACCUUACAGGUUCUUUGUAAGUAAUAGGAAGAGCAGCAUUUAUUUAAAUGGUAUCUGUUUUUCAUGGUAAUGUACAAGGUUGACAGAAUGUUGAAGAGUUCAGUAUAAAAAAAGAACAGGUACAUGAAAACACCCUUUUGUAACUUAUUAAAAUAUAUCCGACAACUUCCAACUUCCAA